Molossus molossus (Pallas's mastiff bat) is the source of this 1418-nucleotide messenger RNA. It is a transcript of the gene FUT9, whose product is annotated as fucosyltransferase 9. NCBI's taxonomy places the organism in Eukaryota, Metazoa, Chordata, Mammalia, Chiroptera, Molossidae. Gene Ontology annotation, molecular function: alpha-(1->3)-fucosyltransferase activity. The record is from RefSeq and is a predicted model, not a curated record. The transcript has 3 exons. Bases 339 to 1418 code for a protein of 359 amino acids. Gene Ontology annotation, cellular component: membrane.
AGUAGCAGUAGCCGCUUUAGCGGAGUCGGUGAUGGGCAGAGAGCGCGCGCCGCGCAGCAGCUCGGGAUCCACCGCCUUCCCCGCCCGCGGCUCCCUGCGCCCCCGCCGCCGCUAUCUCCACCUCGGUGUCCCCCGGCUCCAGUCCCGAGCCUAGGACAGCGCCGCCGCCGCCCGGCCCUGCCUGCCGCCUGCGCCGCGCAACCCUCGCGUGCGCCCGGAUGGCGCUUUUCUUCCAGGACCGGUUAAGGAUGUACUAAUUUAAGAAUUUUAAAAUACAGUGGAAUAGCAUUACAACGGUCUAUGUGCUUCCCAUGAUAUGUUCUCUAUAUUAAAAAAUUAUGACAUCAGCAUCCAAAGGAAUUCUUCGUCCAUUUUUAGUUGUCUGCAUUGUCCUGGGCUGCUUUAUGGCCUGUCUCCUCAUUUACAUCAAGCCCACAAACAGCUGGAUCUUCAGUCCCAUGGAGUCAACCAGCUCUGUGCUGAAGAUGAAAAAUUUCUUCACCACCAAAACAGAUUAUUUUAAUACAACUACCAUUCUGAUUUGGGUGUGGCCAUUUGGGCAGACCUUUGACCUCACCUCCUGCCAAGCCAUGUUCAACAUCCAAGGAUGCCACCUCACAACAGACCGGGCGCUUUACAACAAAUCUCACGCCGUUCUGAUCCAUCACCGAGACAUCAGUUGGGAUCUGACUAAUUUACCUCAGCAGGCGAGGCCACCGUUCCAGAAAUGGAUUUGGAUGAAUUUGGAAUCACCAACUCACACCCCCCAAAAGAGUGGCAUUGAGCACCUAUUCAAUCUCACCCUGACUUAUCGCCGUGACUCAGAUAUCCAAGUGCCUUAUGGCUUCUUGACGGUGAGCACAAACCCCUUCGUGUUUGAAGUGCCAAGCAAAGAGAAGUUAGUGUGCUGGGUUGUGAGUAACUGGAACCCUGAGCACGCCAGGGUCAAGUAUUACAAUGAGCUAAGCAAAAGUAUUGAAAUCCAUACCUAUGGGCAAGCAUUUGGAGAGUACGUGAAUGAUAAAAAUUUGAUCCCUACCAUAUCUACUUGCAAAUUUUACCUUUCCUUCGAAAACUCAAUCCACAAAGAUUACAUCACAGAAAAGCUCUACAAUGCUUUCCUGGCUGGCUCUGUGCCUGUUGUUCUGGGACCAUCUAGGGAAAACUAUGAAAAUUAUAUCCCAGCAGAUUCAUUCAUUCAUGUGGAAGAUUAUAACUCUCCAAGUGAGCUAGCGAAGUAUCUGAAGGAAGUCGACAAGAACAAUAAGUUAUACCUUAGCUACUUUAACUGGAGGAAAGAUUUCACAGUAAAUCUUCCACGAUUUUGGGAGUCACAUGCAUGCUUGGCUUGUGAUCACGUAAAAAGGCAUCAGGAAUAUAAAUCCGUUGGUAAUUUAGAGAAGUGGUUUUGGAAUUAG